UUCACCAUUGUUUAACAUCUUCAACUUUUCUCAAUAUACACUAAAAAUGGCUCGUACUAAGCAAACAGCUCGCAAAUCCACCGGCGGUAAGGCACCAAGGAAGCAACUAGCUACUAAGGCUGCUAGAAAAUCUGCUCCAGCGACUGGAGGAGUGAAAAAGCCUCACCGUUUCCGUCCAGGAACUGUGGCUUUAAGAGAAAUCAGAAAGUAUCAGAAGUCGACGGAGUUGUUGAUCAGGAAGUUGCCGUUUCAGAGGCUGGUGAGGGAGAUCGCUCAGGAUUUCAAGACGGAUCUGAGGUUUCAGAGCAGUGCUGUUGCUGCUCUACAAGAGGCUGCUGAGGCGUACCUUGUUGGAGUGUUUGAAGAUACUAAUCUCUGUGCUAUUCAUGCUAAGAGGGUUACGAUUAUGCCUAAGGAUAUCCAGCUUGCUAGGAGGAUUCGUGGAGAAAGGGCAUAGGUAGAUCUGUUUUACUGUUUCUUGUUUGCAUCUGUUGUUGGAAUGGUAGGGUUAGUUGUGUAAAUCUAAUAGAUGAUUUCAGUUCAGUUGAAGUAUGUUUACUAUCAUUUUCAAAUCUGGUUAAUGGAAUUUGUGCUUUGUUUUCUUCAAUCAAA
Solanum stenotomum is the source of this 612-nucleotide messenger RNA. RefSeq names its product histone H3.2-like. The record is from RefSeq and is a predicted model, not a curated record. NCBI's taxonomy places the organism in Eukaryota, Viridiplantae, Streptophyta, Magnoliopsida, Solanales, Solanaceae. Gene Ontology annotation, molecular function: structural constituent of chromatin; DNA binding; protein heterodimerization activity. Gene Ontology annotation, cellular component: nucleosome. The transcript has a single exon. The coding region runs from base 47 to 457 and encodes 136 amino acids.